Messenger RNA from Dama dama (fallow deer), 3299 nucleotides. It is a transcript of the gene SLC26A2, whose product is annotated as solute carrier family 26 member 2. Gene Ontology annotation, molecular function: secondary active sulfate transmembrane transporter activity; bicarbonate transmembrane transporter activity; oxalate transmembrane transporter activity. The transcript has 6 exons. Gene Ontology annotation, biological process: transmembrane transport. Lineage: Eukaryota; Metazoa; Chordata; Mammalia; Artiodactyla; Cervidae. Gene Ontology annotation, cellular component: membrane. Bases 818 to 3022 code for a protein of 734 amino acids. The record is from RefSeq and is a predicted model, not a curated record.
UGGCGGGUUAAAGGGAGGCCGGCCCGGGAGUGGGCUGCCUCCGCUUGCGCCACGCUACCGCCUCGGUCCCGCCACAGCGGAGGACGCGCCUUGGAGCCGGAUCGCUCGGUGCGGCCGAGCCUCGAGAGAACGCGCUGGGUGCUCCUCAGCUCGUAGGUAAAGGCGCGGCUCUUCCGCCGAAGUCCUCGUUGUGCCAUUUGGAACCGAGAUAUCUGGGAGCAGGACCGAGGAGAUGAGGGCCACCUUCACCACUUCAGAUGGGUAAACUGAGCCUUGGGCAGGAGAGAGGACUUGAUUAUCUUGGUUUUAAAAACUACACACCACGUUAAGUACAAAUCAGACCUCUACUUCUUUGAGACGCAUGGACUGAAGUUGAAAUCCUUUCGCUGGUGAGACGGAGACACUGAAAGGACACAGAAAGGGACAGAGCCUUGCCGAAAGUCACACAGCAAGUCAUUUGCAGAGCUAGGACUUGGACCCAGCUCUUCCAGACUCAAAGGCUAUUAGACUGGGCCCCUUCUUUGCGCAGAUUGUUGGACUACGGUGAAGAUUUUUUGAAAGCAGUGAAGUGCUGUGCAAGGAACUAUUUAAUUAUUUUACCAAGGUUUUACAGUUUGGAAAAGCCUUUUGACUCAGAAAUCACUAAGAAGUAUUCCAAAAUAGAAUGACAUGAAGAAUGCACUCAAGCAAGCUUGGCCUGAAAGUAGAAGGUGAGAAGAAAGUUAUGGACCAGUUGCAUUGAGGAAUGAAGAGCUGCUGUGUGUUUUCAUCAGUCUGAUUGACUUGCUGAGGGAGGUUGAAACAUCUAUCUCCAGAAAUGUCUUUGAAAAAUGAAGAGCAAAAUGACCUUUCACCCAAGGACUCAGUUAAAGGAAAUGACCAGUACAGAGCUCCAUCUGGGAUCCACCUGGAGCAUGAAGAGGAAUCACGUAAUGACUUCAGGCAGUUUGAGUCCAGUGAUCUUUUUAGACACCGUAGGAUCUACUUAGAGCCUCAAGAGAAAUCAGAUAAUAACUUCAAGAAGUUUGUUAUCAAAAAACUAGAGAAGAGUUGCCAGUGCAGUUCAACCAAAGCCAAAAAUAUCAUUUUUGGUUUCCUUCCUGUUUUGCAGUGGCUCCCAAAAUAUGAUCUGAAGAAAAACAUUUUAGGAGAUGUGAUGUCUGGCUUGAUUGUGGGCAUCUUAUUGGUGCCCCAGUCCAUUGCUUAUUCUCUCUUGGCUGGCCAAGAACCUAUCUAUGGUCUGUACACAUCUUUUUUUGCCAGCCUCAUUUAUUUCAUUUUGGGUACCUCCCGUCACAUCUCUGUAGGCAUUUUUGGAGUACUGUGCCUUAUGAUUGGUGAAGUAGUUGACCGAGAACUAUACAUAGCUGGCUAUGAUACUGUCCAUGCUGCUUCAAAUGAGAGCUCAUUAGUAAACCAGAUGUCAGACAAGACAUGUGACAGAAGUUGCUAUGCAAUUAUAGUUGGCAGCACUGUAACCUUUGUGGCUGGAGUUUAUCAGGUAGCGAUGGGCUUCUUUCAAGUGGGCUUUGUUUCAGUCUACCUCUCUGAUGCCUUGCUGAGUGGAUUUGUCACUGGUGCCUCCUUCACUAUUCUUACAUCUCAAGUCAAGUACCUCCUUGGACUCAGCCUUCCUCGGAGUAGUGGAGUGGGAUCACUCAUCACUACUUGGAUACAUGUAUUCAGAAACAUUCAUAAGACCAAUAUCUGUGAUCUCAUCACCAGCCUUUUGUGCCUUCUGGUUCUUCUGCCAACCAAAGAACUCAAUGAGCACUUCAAAUCCAAGCUUAAGGCACCAAUUCCUGUUGAACUCUUUGUUGUUGUGGCAGCCACAUUAGCCUCUCAUUUUGGAAAACUGAAUGAGAAAUACAGCACCAGUAUUGCUGGGUAUAUUCCCACUGGGUUUAUGCCACCCAAAGCACCUGACUGGAACUUAAUUCCUAGAGUGGCUGUAGAUGCAAUAGCUAUUGCUAUCAUUGGGUUUGCUAUCACUGUAUCACUUUCUGAGAUGUUUGCCAAGAAACAUGGCUACACAGUCAAAGCUAAUCAGGAAAUGUACGCUAUUGGCUUUUGCAAUAUCAUCCCUUCCUUCUUCCACUGCUUCACUACUAGUGCAGCUCUUGCAAAGACACUAGUGAAGGAAUCCACAGGCUGUCAAACUCAGGUUUCUGGUGUGGUGACAGCUCUGGUUCUUCUGUUGGUCCUCUUGGUCAUAGCUCCUUUGUUCUUCUCCCUGCAGAAAAGUGUCCUUGGUGUGAUAACUAUCGUAAAUCUCCGGGGAGCCCUACGUAAAUUUAAGGAUCUGCCCCAGAUGUGGAGGAUUAGCAGAAUGGACACAGUUAUCUGGUUUGUUACCAUGCUGUCCUCUGCACUGAUCAGUACUGAAAUAGGCCUGCUUACUGGGGUUUGUUUUUCUAUGUUUUGUGUCAUCCUCCGCACUCAGAAGCCAAGGACUUCAUUGCUUGGCCUGGUGGAAGAUUCUGAAGUCUUUGAAUCCAUGUCUGCCUACAAGAACCUUCAGACCAAGUCAGGCAUCAAAAUUUUCCGCUUUGUGGCCCCACUCUACUAUGUAAACAAAGAAUAUUUUAAAUCUGCUUUAUACAAAAAAACUCUCAACCCAGUCUUAGUAAAAGCAGCUCAGAGGAAGGCAGCAAAGAAAAAGAUCAAAAGGGAAACAGUAACAUUCAGUGGAAUCCAGGACGAAGUUUCAGUGCAACUUUCCCAUGAUCCCUUAGAGUUCCAUACAAUAGUGAUUGACUGUAGUGCAAUACAGUUUUUAGAUACAGCAGGGAUCCAUACACUGAAAGAAGUUCGCAGAGAUUAUGAAGCUAUUGGCAUCCAGGUUCUGCUGGCUCAAUGCAAUCCCUCUGUGAGGGACUCCCUGGCCCGGGGAGAGUACUGCAAAAAGGAUGAAGAAAACCUUCUUUUUUAUAGUGUAUAUGAAGCAAUGACUUUUGCAGAAGACUCUCAGAAUCAAAAAGAGAGAUAUGUUCCCAAUGGUCCAAGUUUUUCCAGUGAUUGAUUGAGAAGGUAGAUGGAAGAAAGAAUCCCGUCUAGCCAAUAGGUUAAGAUUUCAAGUGUGUAGAAUUUUAUACUGUGGAACUGGAAAUUGUUGCACACUAGAAAUUUUAACCUUUUGGCUAGGCAGAAUUCUUCCUUUGAAGUUGAUGGCCUUUGUAGAUACGCAAAGGCAGCAGAGCUUUUAGUUAAGCAGAAUCAAAAUAAGAAAAUGUGUUUUUAAGUUUUCUCGUAAACAUGAGAUAUUCUUGGAAUUAAAUAAAUAUCUGUUGAACUGUAAA